GUGGUGCAGCCAAACUGUUGGGAGGGAAGAGAGAAUUCUCUCCCUUCAGUUUCAAGCAUCACAAAAAUAAAACAAUUAGCGAUCGCCAUAUCCCCGAAAGCUCCUUCCAAUCCUUGCUGCUUUCUUGGUUCCUAGUUAGAUUCUUGCAUGGGAUAAAGAACCAACAUCCUUGUCGAAGACUGCACCGAGCCAGCUUUCCGGUUUAAAAGUAGUUCGGCGACAAUGGGAUUCGAUUCCCGGUCUUUCCUGGUUGCAUUAGCGUUGGCCAUGGCCUGCUUCCUGCUGAAUUCCGGUUGGGUGCAGGGAAGGGUGCUUGUGGGCAUCGACAUAUCACUGCCUACCAACAGCAGCGUCUCUAGUUCUAGUUCGGAUUCGAGUUUGAGUUCGAGUUUGAAAUCACAUUCAAGUUCGAAAUCGAAUUCGAGUUUAAGUUCGAGCUCGAACUCCACCAGCAGCAGUUUGGAUUCGAGUUCGAGUUUGAAUUCUAGCAGUAACUCCACCAGUUCGAGUUCCAGCAGUAACUCCACCAGUUCGAGUUCGAGUUCAGAUUCCAGCAGCAAUGUCUUCAACGUGAGAUCGUUUGGUGCUGUUGGUGAUGGCGAAACAGACGACACCAAGGCGUUUGUAUCGGCCUGGAAAGAAGCCUGCAAGGCGAACUCCGGGGUUCUUCUGGUUCCCUCCGGUUACAAAUUCUUGCUCUUGUCUACCAUCUUUGGGGGGCCUUGCCAACACGGCGUCACCUUUCAGUUAGAUGGAGUCAUAAUGCCACCGGAUGGCCCGGAUUCAUGGCCGGAAUCGGCGCCCACUGCUCAGUGGCUGAUCUUUUACGAGCUUGAUGGGGUGACUCUUCGCGGAAGUGGGUCCGUUCAAGGCCGAGGACAGAAGUGGUGGAACCUUCCAUGCAAGCCUCACAGGGGUCCAAAGGAUUCGACCUCUUCCGAUGCGUGCCAAAGCCCUUCGAUCUUUAAAUUUGUGAAGAGUUCACAUAUUAAGGUGUUGGACAUCAAAAUUUUCGACAGCCCCCAAGUUCAUGUGAAAUUCGACAACUGCAACUACGUCCAUGUCGAGAACAUCAUUUUCAAUUCCCCUGCCUUGAGCCCCAACACCGACGGCAUUCACAUCGAGGACACCCAACACGUCGAGAUAUACAAUGCGCAAAUAUCUAAUGGUGAUGACUGCGUAUCAAUCGGGGCAGGUUGCCAGCACGUCGACAUAAGCAAUGCUACGUGUGGAUAUGGUCAUGGAAUAAGCAUAGGAAGUCUCGGGGUCGACAGCUCGCUGGCCUGUGUCUCGAACAUCACGGUGAGGGGAUCGUUGCUGGCCAACUCCGCCAACGGAGUGAGGAUCAAGACUUGGCAGGGAGGUUCGGGCAAGGUGCGGGACGUCAAGUUCCAGGACAUCCAGCUCCACAACGUCCGGAACCCGCUGAUCAUCGACCAGUACUACUGCAUGACCAAGAGCUGCCGGAACGACACCUCGGCCGUGUACGUGACGGACGUGACGUACCGGAACAUCUCCGGCACCUACGACGCCCGCAGCCCUCCCAUGCACUUCUUCUGCAGCGACUCCAUCCCCUGCACCAACAUCCUGCUGGAGGAGGUCCGGCUCCGGCCGGCGCAGGGCCAGGUGAUGGAGAAGCCCGCCUGCUGGAAGGCUUACGGCAAGUGGGUGCAGGAGUCGGUGUCGCCGGAGAUCGAGUGCUUAGGGGACGACCCCUCCGGCGCGGUGGUCAAGGGCGCCGCCGCUGACGCCUGUUGACUGGUAAGUGGUCCGGCUAGAUUGUAGCGGCAGAGUUCGUGGAAGCUCGGCGAUCCGGAUGUUUGCUGGGGGUGGAGUUCUAUGUAGAAGUAAACUCCCCAUGGCUGAACAUCACCAGGUGCCGCUUCCCACGUACUAACUCUUGUUAAAGAACAUAGCUUGUGGACUCGUAACAUGCAGUUAAGGAGGAGUUGGGGAAGCUUUGCCAAGUGUACAUAUAUAUAUAUAUAUGGAUAUGGCGAUCAAAGCUAAAGAGCUUUAUUUACUUAUGUACACGAAGAAGGAUGAUCCUUCCUAUCGUAUUUUAUGAUAAUUAAAUAUAUUUGGCUAUAAUUGGGCUU
Messenger RNA from Nymphaea colorata (pocket water lily), 2099 nucleotides. RefSeq names its product polygalacturonase At1g48100-like. The transcript has 6 exons. Gene Ontology annotation, biological process: carbohydrate metabolic process. Lineage: Eukaryota; Viridiplantae; Streptophyta; Magnoliopsida; Nymphaeales; Nymphaeaceae. The record is from RefSeq and is a predicted model, not a curated record. The coding region runs from base 223 to 1758 and encodes 511 amino acids. Gene Ontology annotation, molecular function: polygalacturonase activity.